Trematomus bernacchii (emerald rockcod) is the source of this 3462-nucleotide messenger RNA. RefSeq names its product stromal interaction molecule 1-like. The record is from RefSeq and is a predicted model, not a curated record. Lineage: Eukaryota; Metazoa; Chordata; Actinopteri; Perciformes; Nototheniidae. Gene Ontology annotation, biological process: store-operated calcium entry; activation of store-operated calcium channel activity; intracellular calcium ion homeostasis. Gene Ontology annotation, molecular function: calcium channel regulator activity; protein binding; calcium ion binding. Bases 95 to 2026 code for a protein of 643 amino acids. The transcript has 14 exons. Gene Ontology annotation, cellular component: plasma membrane; endoplasmic reticulum.
UGUCUGAAAAGAUGUCGGAGAGAAGAGGAAGUGUUUCUGUUCUUCAGUGAAGCUUCAGACCUCUGAUGGACCCGCUGUAGAGGCUGAUCUCAGGAUGGAGUGUGUGUGUGUGUGGCUGGUGUGUGUAUUUGUGCUCAGUGUGUGUGUCGGUGCUCGCAGUUCAUUGGACGGUCAGCGUCACCUGGUUACCGACGGCGACGCCGCCCCAGAUCUGUGUGAGAUAGACCCGCCUCUCUGUCAGGACGCAGCGUCUCGUCUCAGCUUCGCUUCGCUCUGCAGCGUUCACCGUCUGAUGGACGAGGACGAGGACGGGUCUGUGGACGCCUCCGAGACGCACGAGUUCCUCAGGGACGACCUGUCUCUCGACUCGAAGGACAAACACAGGAAGUUCCACCGAGCCGACGCUCUGAUCAGCCUGCAGGACCUGUGGAGCAGCUGGAAGAGCUCCGAGGUGUAUAACUGGACUCAGCAGCAGGUGUUUGAUUGGUUCCUCGUCAGCGUUGAACUUCCUCAGUACUCAGAAAGCUUCCGGAAACUCCAGCUGGACGGGAAGGCCUUACCCAGGCUGGCAGUGAGGAGCCCCCCCCUCACUUCCUCUCUGAAGGUCUCUGACCGGACUCACGCUCAGAAGCUGCAGCUCAAAGCUCUGGACAUCGUGCUGUUCGGACCCCCCCCCGCUCGCCCCCUCCUGAAGGACCUCCUCCUCGUCCUCUCUCUCCUCCUGGCUCUGGUGGGGGUCUCCGUCUCCUUCCUGCUGAACAGGAAGUCAAGAGAGGACCUGGGCCGAGUGCUGAGUGACCUGGAGGCUCUGCAGAGUGCUGAGGAGGAGCUCACACAGCUGCAGGACAGGCUGCAGGAGGCGCAGCAGCAGCAGCGCAGCGUGCACCAGGAGAAGCUGCAGGUCCAGCAGCGCCUGCAGGGCGAGGUUCUGUCGGCCCGACAGGAAGCUCAGCGCCUCCGAGAGCUGAGGGGGGGGGGGGACCUGAGGGGGGGCGGGAGGGCCGAGCACCAGCUGGACCAGGUGCGCUGUGCUCUGAGGAAGGCAGAGAUGGAGCUGGGUGCCCCCCCCCUCUCCCUGCCCCCCCCCCUGGGUCUCUGGCUGCAGCUGACCCACGAAGUUGAGUGUCAGAACUACAGCCUGAAGAAACAGAGCGCUGAGAAACAGCUGCUGCAGGCCCGGGAGGGGGCGGAGAAGAUCAGGAAGAAGAGGACCUCUCUGUUCGGGACGUUCCACGUGGCUCACAGCUCCUCCAUGGACGACGUGGACCACAAGAUCCUCUGCGCCAAACAGGCUCUGGCGGAGGUCACGGCGGCUCUCAGGGAGAAGCUGCUCCGCUGGCAGAGCAUCGAGGCGCUGAGCGGCUUCUCUCUGGUGUCCAACCCGGGGCUGGCGGCUCUGGCUGCGGCCCUGAACCUUGAGGCCUCCUUCCUGGGGCUGAGACCCCCCCCCCAGCACCUCCUCCUGUCAGACGACCUGGACGACAUGGACGAGGACAUCCUGUCCCCGGGGACCCUCAAGUACGCAGCGUGGCAGAUGGACCGCAGAGUGAGCGACCUCUGGCCAAUGAGUGGCAUCGCAGACACACAAUCACCAUGGAAACACUCUGCUCAGAGUCUGAUGCCCCUGCGACAGAGGGCAGGAGACCCCGUGUCGACGUUCAGCUCUCAGAGGGACUUCAUGAGCCGCUCCGACUCUGACUCCUCCCUCCCCGUCUCCCACAGCGAAUCACGAGGCUCAUACGGCUCCAAGCCCCUCCCCCUUUCCUCCAGGCUCCAGGCUCAGGGCUCCGGGGGGGGAGGUGGAGGUGUUUCAGGCCUGGAGAAGAGCUCGAGCCUGGGGGAGCUGAGAGGACACCUGCCCCCCCCCUCCACCCUCAGCUUCUCCUGCUCCACCCGGUCCCUCUGCGUGACCUCCGACCCCCCCGCCGCCGUGGUGCCGGACGGGGGGCAGGAGGGGGAGGCGUCCGUCAGCCGGAGGAGGAACGCCUUCAAUAAGAUCUUUAAGAAGAAGACUGCACGCCACUGAUGACAUCACAACUUGAGUUAACAGCUGUUUGACCUGAUGGACCGCGUUGGGGUCGGGCCAUUGGACCAAAAAUCACCAAAAAAAACAGGAAAACAGCAACGUAUUCAGCCAAUCAGACGUGGAUUUCUAUCACGGCAAGAGAACCCAAGAGUUUUUCUGGCUGUUAAACUCGGACUUAGGACACAACGACCAGUGGAAACACCAACGAAGAAGAACUAAGGCAGUGAAAGUAGAAACUUUGACAGAAGAAGAACGUCUUGUUGGCUGAAGAGAUAGAGAAGUACAAAUGGUUGAUUCGUUGGGGUCGGGCCAUUGGACACACGUGUUGACUGCCAUCAUACGAAUAAAUUAAAAUGACCAAAAAGCAGCAAGAAAAACGUCAAACAACACGUUUUCAGCCAAUCAGACGAAGAUGUUUAUCACGACAAAAGAACCAAAGACCAACGAAGAAGAACUAAGGCAGUGAAAGUAGAAACUUUGACAGAAGAAGAAGAACGUCUUGUUCGCUGUAGAUUUAGAGAAUGAUUGUUUCAGCAUCUUUUAAAUGCAACUUCUUCCAUGCCAAAGCGUCUCACGGAGCAUGUUUACAUUCACACUGAUUGAUAUUCCACUUAACUCAUCAAUAUGACUGUAACUGGGCUUCUGAAGAGUCACGUGACUUGUGCUAACAGCUGUUUGACCUGAUGGACCGCGUUGGGUCGGGCCAUUGGACAAAUGUACUGACUACCAUCAAAUCAUUAAAUUAAAACGACCAAGGGUCAACAAACGGCAACGUAUUCAGCCAAUCAGACGUCGAUGUUUAUCACGACAAGAGAACCCAAGAGUUUUUCUGGCUGUUAAGCGAAGAAAAAGUUUAGAUACGGACUCGACAGUGGAAAACCAACGAAGAAGAACUAAGGCAUUGAAAGUAGAAAUUGCAACCAGAAACUUUAACAUAUCGCCAAAAAUAACGAUAAACAGCUAAAGUUCGAGAGAAAUGCAUGACCCUUUUACAACGUCUACCAAAGUUGACUAAAAGUUGUAUUUCCACCUUUGUGUGUUUUUUUGAUGUCAUUUAUUUUUCAUUUGUGUCGUGAACAUGUUGAAAAGUGAGAAUAUAUCCUGGUUUUUAUAUAUUAGAAAUAACUAAAGGAGAGGAGAUGAAUAGGUCAAUGUUUGAUGUUCACCAAUAUACGAGUUUACUACACACACACACACACACACACACACACACACACACACACACACACACACACACACACACACACACACUAAUAAUGUGAAGCAGUUUAUUCACUCUGAACGAAGAUAGCUGUCACAAAGUGUUUAUUUAAAGCUGUCACUGGGUGGACUACAUUACCCACAAUUCCCGUUACCUGAUGCCAGUGAACUACAAACACGCACCAGAAAAACGUUUUGUUGUGUUUUUAUUUAUAAUAAAGAAACUAUUAAAGACU